This is a messenger RNA of Didymella exigua CBS 183.55, 1842 nucleotides long. RefSeq lists its product as uncharacterized. The transcript has 2 exons. Gene Ontology annotation, cellular component: site of double-strand break. NCBI's taxonomy places the organism in Eukaryota, Fungi, Ascomycota, Dothideomycetes, Pleosporales, Didymellaceae. The record is from RefSeq and is a predicted model, not a curated record. The coding region runs from base 1 to 1842 and encodes 613 amino acids.
AUGCAGACACCACGGAAAACCAAAGCGCGUUCCCUCUCUGACAGCGCACCGAAACUGGAACCCUCGCCCAGGUUCCGCGAGUCAACCAGGACAUCCAAGGAUGAUCACACCGUUGUCGCCAGCCCCAGUACUCCACGGCGUCCUGACUUUCUCGCGAGAGGCCUUUCACUGCAGAUGCCCUCGCGGGAGGUGCCCAUGCCCAGUCCUGCGCACUUCGCAGCGCGUGUACCUCUGUCGCCGCAAUUAGACUCCCAUAACACAUACGCUUCGCCCGCGUCACUGCUUCCCCGGCGCUCACGAGGUGCUGAGUUCUCGAGGGCUUGCACCAACCUCCACCACUCGACGCUGCCUAACCAGUCCUCGCCUGACUCCUCGCCCACGAUCACGCAGAAAGGGAUCAAAAUCCCCUCGAGAAAGCCUCGCGCCAACUCGAUGAUCAUGGGGGACUCACCCAACGUUGGCGCAUGGAGCAAUGGCGGUAGAACCGCGCCCUCGAGCUCCGUAGGCAGCUUCAAUAUGCUGGGUUCAGAGGACUCAAGCAGCUCUUCUGACGAUCUUGAUCCAAUGGACCCUGACGACACCGACGACCCCAUGAUCAUGACCCCGCACGCUGCGAAGACAAACAACGUAUUCGGCGGGGCUGCGAAUGUCAACAACAGCCCAUUCGCGAACAUGUUCUCGCCGGGUGGGGUGCCCAACUUCAUGACCAUCCAUAGGGCAAGACUGCGCAAAGGCAGAAGCCGGAAAAGCUCAAGCUCAGCAAGCGGCCACAGCUCUCUGGCAAGUCCCGGCGGUCCUGCUUCGCCACCUAACAGUAAAGGUGAAGGCUACUUUUCGAGAGAAGCCCUGCUGCGCAAGGAAAGCUCUCGUCGCGAGAGUCUCUCGAUCUUCACCAACGACCUCCACAUAUCGUCUGGUAACGAUAGUGGGGACGAAGCCAGCACAAUGCCUCAAACGCCUGGUGUAAUCCGCAGGGCGGUGACACGGAGGGGCAAUCUUUUGCCGAAGUCUAGACAGUUCGGUCGUAUCAAGGCCGAGCUCUUUGACGAAUCGGCACCGGUGGAUAGCGAGACACGGCGCGAAGCUGAGAUCAUUCGACAAGUCAGGGAAAGCGACACCGAUCUGGAGCGUCCGUCGAUGACUGCUCAGUCUUCGCCCAGUCUCUUGCCUACUGUGCCUGGCUUGGACGGUCCAUUGGAGGGCGUGCCUGAGGAAGAGAGCGAAAGCAAUAUGAGCCUGGAUAGUACGACAAUUAAGGGAUUGUUCGGCACAUUCGGCUCGCUGAAUACAGGGCGCAACUCCGUAGGCACAGACUUCUGGAAUCAACGACUGGCACAGACACCACCACCGUCGUCGUACAGCCGAGCAGAGUCCUCGACGGCCAUGAGCGAGGAUAUGAACAUGGAUUCACCUAUAGUCUCAGCAAACAACGGCAACGGUAUGCCAGCGCCAGAUCAAAGUGUCAAUCUGAACUGGACAUCUCGAGCCUCUACACCACAAUUCAUGAACCCUCCUACCGCUGCAGACGGACUGAAGAAGUCGAACAAGCGCAGGCGUGAUGACGACUUCGAUGAACAUUCGCUCAAACGGCGAGCAGUGUCACCUGGUCUGAGCGUGCACAACAGUCCUGUCAUCUCUCAAUCUCCGAGUCAGCGAGAUGGCAGUCUGUGGGGCACAACAACGAAGGCGAGCCGAGAGACAUCGAUCAGUGGUCAAUCAAAUGGCGAGAGAUCAAACAGUGGGGGAAGCAUGAGCAUGACACCUACCUUGGGUCCCAAACGUGUCGGUCUGCAGGGCAUGACGGACACCAGCGAUGGCCUGAUGAAAAUGAGCAUCGAGUGA